Arvicanthis niloticus (Nile rat) is the source of this 2167-nucleotide messenger RNA. Lineage: Eukaryota; Metazoa; Chordata; Mammalia; Rodentia; Muridae. The record is from RefSeq and is a predicted model, not a curated record.
GGCCCGGAAGAGAGGCGCCGAGUCCUUAGGGUCUGACUGUACGCGGCCUCCGUGGCCAACAGUGAUGACAUCACUAUCUGUAGGAGACCCAUUUCCGAGCUGCACCAGAGCAUGAGAAUCUUAUGGAAGCCAUUUGAAUUCUCAAGAAGACUUCUGCAAGCGGAAUGGUGUCACCCCAGUGAACCAAUAUCAUUGUUUACACUGACAAGGAAGACACCGGUACCGAGACUUAGGAAAGCACCUACUAUUUUUUGGUCGGGUCAAAGUCAAGGAUUCUCAACAAUGCCAGAAAUAGAAGCAGGCAUGAGAGAUAGUGAAUUAUUUUCACCACCCUCUAGUGUUAGAGGAAUGACAGAACUUGAUAGAACAGCUUUUAAAAAGACAGUGUCCAUCCCUGUGCUUAAAGCAAGGAAAGAAGUGAUCAACAGAUUGAUGCGAGCCCUCAGGAGAAUAGCCCUGCAGCGCCCGGGCAUAAAGCGAGUGAUCGAGGACCCCAGGGAUGAAGACAGUAGGCUGAUCAUGUUGGAUCCUUACAGGAUGCUUACUGUUGAUUCCUUUGACAAAGCAGAACUCAGUGUUUUAAAAGAACUUGAUGUCAGCCCACAGUUAUCCCAGUACAACUUGGAACUCACAUAUGAAAAUUUUAAGUCGGAAGAGAUUUUGAGAGCUGUGCUUCCUGAGGGUCAGGAUGUGACCUCUGGAUUCAGCAGGGUUGGACAUAUUGCACACCUGAAUCUCCGAGAUCAUCAGCUGCCGUUCAAGCAUUUAAUUGGCCAAGUUAUGGUUGACAAAAACCCAGGAAUCACCUCAGCAGUAAAUAAAACCAGCAACAUUGACAAUACUUACCGAAAUUUCCAAAUGGAAGUUCUGUGUGGAGAGGAGAACAUGCUGACCAAGGUUCGAGAAAACAAUUACACAUAUGAGUUUGAUUUCUCUAAAGUCUACUGGAAUCCUCGUCUCUCUACUGAACACGGCCGGAUCACUGAACUUCUCAACUCUGGAGAUGUCUUGUUUGAUGUUUUUGCUGGGGUUGGGCCCUUUGCCAUUCCAGCCGCAAGGAAAAACUGCAGAGUGUUUGCCAACGAUCUCAAUCCUGAGUCCCAUAAGUGGCUGUUGCACAACUGUAAGCUGAAUAAAGUUGACCAGAAAGUGAAAGUCUUUAACAUGGAUGGAAAAGACUUCCUCCAAGGGCCAGUCAGGGAAGAGUUGAUGCUUCAGCUAGGACUGUCAACUGAAGCAAAACCCUCUGUCCACAUCGUCAUGAACUUGCCAGCUAAGGCCAUAGAGUUUCUCAGUGUUUUCCGAUCACUUUUGGAUGGGCAGCCAUGCAGCACGGAGCUCCUCCCCACUGUGCACUGUUACUGCUUCUCCAAAGACAGCGAUCCUGCGAAGGAUGCUCGGCAGCGGGCGGAAGCUGCGCUGGGCGUUUCCUUGGAGGCCAGUAGUUCAGUCCACCUCGUAAGGAAUGUGGCCCCUAACAAGGAGAUGCUGUGUAUCAGCUUCCAGAUUCCCGCCGCUACACUCUACAGGGACCAAGCCCUCAGUCCACAGAAUGACCAAGAGCCGCCUCUUAAACGGCAGAAGACAACAGGCGAUCCCGUCUCAGGAGAACCACAGAUCACAUCAGAUUCUUAGUUGAAAUGUUUCCUCCAUCUCCCCAGUAGAUUUUAUGUAAAGAAACACAAUGUGUAAGAUAUUGUAAACUUUAACACCCAGAUUAUUUGUUAUGAGCCCUUAUGAUUUGCUUUUAUAAAGGAACGUUACUAAAGUGAACUGAACUAAGAUGAACCUGCCUAGGGUACAGACUGGUUUAUGUCUCCAUCCGCCUUCCCUUUCCUUUGUCUUUAUUAUUUUUGUGGCAGGAUCUGUGUAACUCAGGGCUUGGAACUCAGUCCUCCUGCUUCGGCCUCCCCGCUGUUGGAAUUUCAGGCGUGCAACACUAUUAUUUGGCAUAAUUUUAAAACAGAAUUGGCCCAGGCCAGUCAGGUGGCUCAGUGGGUAAAGGUACUUGCUGCCAAGACUGAUGGCCUGAGCCUGCCCUGGGACCAAGGUGGAAAAGAAGACACUCCUGAAAGUUUUCUUCUGAUCUCAUAUAUGCAAAGUACUCAUGCACACACAUGCACAGAAUAAGUGAACACAUUAAUAAACUUAGAAAAUCAUGUAAGGA